AUGGCAAAGAACAAGUCAAAGUCAAAGUCCUCUGCGACGGCCGCGUCGCAGGGCAGCGGCCUCAACAAGCUCCUCCUGGUUCUCGGUCUCCUCACAGCUCUCCUGAGCUCUGUCGUCUACUUUGUCGAGCAGAACCUGAACCAAUUCUACAUCUUCGACCUCGAUCACCUCGACGAUCUAUCUAAGCGAGCCAUCGCUAAGCACGGAGAGGACACCCGAUCGGUUGUGCAGUACAUUGUCACGGAGCUUAACGAGAAGGUUCCCGAGCAUAUCAACCUCAAGGAGGAAUGGGUCUUUAACAACGCUGGUGGUGCUAUGGGUGCCAUGUACAUCAUCCACGCCAGUGUUACCGAGUACCUCAUCAUCUUUGGCACUGCCAUCGGUACCGAAGGUCACACUGGUCGCCACACCGCCGACGACUACUUCCACAUCCUUUCUGGAACUCAGCUAGCUUACGUCCCUGGCGAGUACAAGGCCGAGGUGUAUCCCGCCGGCAGCAUCCACCACCUUCGCCGCGGCGAUGUCAAGCAAUACAAGAUGCCCGAGGGCUGCUUCGCGCUCGAGUACGCCCGAGGCUGGAUCCCUCCCAUGCUCUUCUUUGGCUUUGCCGACGGCCUGUCCAGCACCCUCGACUUCCCUACCCUCUGGGAUACCACUCGCAUCACUGGUCGCGAGAUGAUCAACAACUUGCUCAAGGGCAAGCUGUAA
Molecule: messenger RNA, 708 nt
Organism: Fusarium mangiferae
Lineage: Eukaryota; Fungi; Ascomycota; Sordariomycetes; Hypocreales; Nectriaceae
Product: putative C-8 sterol isomerase erg-1
Exons: 2
Coding region: 1-708 (235 amino acids)
Biological process (GO): ergosterol biosynthetic process
Cellular component (GO): endoplasmic reticulum
Source: RefSeq, a predicted model, not a curated record